AUGAGGCACAGACCGAGCGCCCAGUGGGGUUAUUGUGCGCGUGUGUGUGUGUUCGCGCACGGAACGCCUUCAAAGUUCAGUCGCACAUUCCGAUAGCGAGACAAGAGAUGUAGAAGCGGAGCGUCGGGACACGUGGAGGAGGAUUCCGUCUCUUCUUUCCCCCCGUGCCGUGUUAGGACUUCAGUGGCUCGCGAGGAGCGCGUUCCAGCGCAGAUCGUUUGUCCGGCAGCGCGCAGGAGCUCUUUGUGAAGAAGGUGCUGGGACCCUGGCUCUGUGAAGGGGGCGUCCACGCGUUGCAUAACAGGGUCUUGGUCAAGCCCUGGACCAUGGAAAUGAGACAGAGGAGAACCUGAUGGGGUCAGAAUGGAGGUUUUGAUAGGGUCGCUGGAAAGGAAGUUGCAGAGACCGCUCCUGGCCAAGUCACGGACACUUCCGAGCAUCCCUCAGUCCCCGACCGUCUCACGAGUGCACCGCUCGGACCUAGUGAGCGGCAGUCCUUCUCGCAGAAAACCUCUUUUCAGCACCAACCACCCCAAGGCGUGCACGCUGCCCCCUGCAGGAGAAGCGUGGAGGCUGGAGGACGACAACGACGAGGAGGGCGGCGAGGCCGAGGCCGGCCGACUGCGCGCCGAGGCCCGACCGCGCUCCCAGUCGCCCUUCUCGCAGCUCCGCUCUCGGGCCGCCUACCUGCGUAAGAGCGCCUCCGUGGACGACCAUCUGGGAUCGUCGGAAUUUGGGACGGCACCGGCGGAGAACAAGAGCCAUCGCGCCGGCAAGGGGAAGCUCAAGAGGAAGUUCAGCCUGGGAUCUGCAGACCGGAAGGAGACCCAACAGAAGAAGACAGAGUCUGGAAUCUCCAAGUUUACCCAGCGCCUCUCGCUGAAAGAUCGACACUUGAAGCCCGAGAAGACAGCGGUGGACCGACCGUUCUCAUACAGGAGACGUUCUCUUAGUCUUGACUGGGUCCACUCACCCAAGAUGACUCAGCAGAUGCGUGAGCCCCUUCCCGCGUCUACCAGGAAGUCGGCUAGCGUCUCUUCGCCCAGUGCUGCACGGCGCCUGUAUCGGAACCUCUCCGGCAAGUUUCGUGUGGGGAACCCAGGCGUGGAGGACGGCGUGGUGAACAACCGCGGGGACAAGGAACGCCUCUGCAAAUCUGCCAUGUUUCAGAGCAACGAGGCCCUGUUUGAAGCUGUGGAGCACCAGGAGCUGGACCUGGUGCAGCUGUUGCUCUCCCAGUACAGCCUGGAGGAGCUGGAUCUCAACACACCCAACAGUGAAGGCCUGCUGCCCCUGGACAUCGCCAUCAUGACCAACAACGUCCCCAUGGCCAAGCUGUUGCUGCAGGCCGGGGCAAAGGAAAGCCCGCACUUUGUGAGUCUGGAAGGACGCGCGAUGCACCUGGCCACCCUGGUUCGGGAGGCCGAGCAACGCGUCGCAGAGCUCACGGCCCAAGUGGCGAGCGAGGGGCCGGGGGAGCGCGAGACCUCUGACCGGGAGAGGCAACUCAAAGCCUGGGAGUGGCGCCACCGGCUCUUCAAGCGUAUGAAGACAGGGUUCGAGCACGCGCGCCCUCCUGAUGCUCCGUGCAACGUCCGGCUGUCCGUCUGCAGCAGCACCAGCCUCGUCGUCCAGUUCCAGGAGCCCCUCAGCGUCAACUCGGCUGUUGUCACAAAGUACAAGGUGAACUGGAGCAGUGUUCCAUCCAUGAACCCCCUCUUGGGUGAGAUAGUGGUGGAGGACACCAAGGCUCUACAGUGCAUCAUAACCGGACUGCAAUCGGGGAGCCCUUACUACGCGCAGGUGUCCGCGUACAACAUGAAAGGAUGGGGUCCCGCGCAGACGUCUGUCCCGGCAUGCGCUGUCCCCUCCAGCUGGAGGGAGAUUGACGGACGGGCACCGCGGCAGAGAGGCCAGAAGGAGGCGUUGGAUGAGCUCUUGGGACAGAUCAAGGAAGCCCACAGGCACUGCGUGUGCCACGAGCAAUGCAAGGCCCCCCCUAACGCGAGGAAGCACUCGGUCUCCAAGAGCCUGCGCCACCUUUUCCAGCCCACCAGCAAAUUCGUAAAAAACCUGAAGAGGGGGCUCUACUUGACCGCAGUGUUCUACAGAGAGGACAACAUCUUGGUCACCGCAGAAGAUCAGAUUCCUAUUGUGGAAAUCGAUGACUCCUACUCCAGCUCAUUGUUGCAGGACUUCUUCUGGUUUACAAAGGUAUCUUACCUGUGGGAGGACAUCCCUUGGCUGCAGCAGUGCCUGAACCCAUCUCAGUCCUCCUUCUCCUGUGCCCUGCAGACACGCCUUAAAAUGUUGCAGGCUGUGUCGCAGCUCCAGGGCAUGCUGGGAACCCAGCACUUGGGUCAGGUGUACUUCGAACCCAUCAAGGACAAACACGGCAACGCUCUGCUGGUCACCCUAAGAGACCUGAGCUCGGGCCCCAGUCUGGACGGUUCGCGCUGGACCCAGCUGUGCAGACUGCAGCUGCAGCGCAAGUCCAUCUCAUCCCCAGAGGAGCCAACAGCCCUGGACAUGCUCUUGAUCACCCUGCACGAGAAGCUGGCCUACCACCGGCGCAGCAGGAAGCUGCUCCCCCCAGGGCUAUACCUGGGCUACCUGAAGCUUUGCAGCACAGUGGACCAGAUUCGGGUACUGGUACCGCAGAAACUGCCCAACGUUCUGUGCCACGUCAAGGUCCGAGACAACAGCAACGUGUCGAGGGAGGAGUGGCAGUGGCUCCAGGCCCUCAGCUGCCUGGAGGAGUCCCUAGAGAUGGACCAAGACGUCCAGAGUGCAUCACACCGCUUCCUCCAAGACCUGCGAGCAGCUUGCAAGGAGCUCAUGGUCCACAUUGACAUCCCAGCCAGCCAGGCACAAGAGUUCCGCAUCUACACCCAAGAGGUUCUCGAGUUUGGAGAAAAUGUUUCCUUCCUGCUCCUGUUGCCCCCUUCCGAUGACGUGUGCACAGCCCCGGGGCAGAACAACCCCUUCUCUCCACGCUCCGGCUUCCUCACCCUGCCCCUGCAGAUAUUUGAGUUGGUCCACUUUGACACUUAUUGCCAGAGCUUCAUCGGCCAGUACUGUCGUGUGUCAGCCCUGCUGGAGCUGGAGUCCCUCAUGGCCCAGCAGACGCUGAGGGAGGCCUUCUCUGAGUCGGAGCUGCUUGCCGCCAAGCAGAAGCAUCAGCAGGUCCAGGAGCACAUACAGCAAAUGGAGGAGCUGUGGAGGGAAGCCCGCUGGAUCAUGGAGGCCCUGCAGUAUGCCCGCUACAAGCAGCCCUCAGGGGGCAUCUCUCUGAGUUGGAUCGUCGAUUUCUCCAAGGAUGUUGGUCCAGAGAAGCCGCGAUCCACAUCAUCCCAGCUCGACUUCCUCCCCUCCCCCAUACCGUCGCCGGAGACCGGCCGCAAGCACAAUGAUUUUCAUGGCCUGUCUGACGAAGAGGGCUCCUCCGAGGUCUUCCUCACCACGGACAGUGACUACGACUCCAGUCGUGCUCAGAGCCCCCGUGAGCUGGACCUUCUGCCCUCCUCACCCUGCUCUUCGGCCACGGAGCCGCAGGGUUGCCGCCGAGAGGUCUUUGGCGGGGUAGGCGGGGGCACCCUGAGGGGCUCCACGCCGGAUGUGCUGCAGGCUUCGGAGCCCCAAUCGGCUGAACCGGCGGAGCAGCGGCAGCGCAUGGCCGAACUCUUCGACAGCGACUUUAUCCUGCCCAGCCGGCAGAUCGAGCUCUUGCGCAUCACUGAGAAGCGGCAGGCCUUCUGCGUGCGCACCAGCAGCCUGGAGUUCCCCGCAGGCCCGCCGCCAUCUGCUUCGCCCAUCACUUCACCGCACCGUCGCUGGCACCGGCCCUCCUCCGUGGACCGUUGCUGCCUGGUAGACCGCUGCCCGCACCCACCCCCUGCCCGUACGCUCUCGGAGGACAGCGGGUCUCGGAGGUUCUCUGCCCUGUCUCCCGCAGCCCCCAGGAAGAUCCAGCAUGUUACACUCAGGGUGUACCCCCAGUACCGAACAGGCCUGCCUAAGGAAACAAGUGUCAAGCUGCGAGUGACGCAGCGCACCUCGGCCAGGGAGGUGGUCCGCCUGGUCGUGCAGGAGAUGAACGGGGUGUCGCGCAAGCUUCUGGGGACGCCCGAGCCGUUCGUCUACCCCGAGGAGCAGCUGGAGCACUUUGGCCUGGUCCUGGUGGUGGAAGACCGAGAGAAAUGGCUGCAGGAUGACUUCCGCCCCCUGGAGCUGCAGAACCCGUGGCUGCGCGGGAAGCUGUGUGUGCGUGUCAAGGAGUACUCGCCGCUGGCUCUGCAGUUCAGCCGCGCCACCACCGUAUGAGGCGGGGGGGGGAUCAGCCGACGGGAGCCGGGGCCUGAACGUGGGACUAGACCCAAGACUAUCCCAUGCGAGGUGGCAGAAGAACCCACCUCGGGCCCUCAUCCUUUGUGCGUUUUGAGUUUCUCUGCCACCGCGCCCCCCCCCCCGUACUGGAUGGGCGAGGUGAGGACACAUCUUCACCUUUUGUAUAAUGCUGUGAAAUUUACUCUCCUCCAACCCGCAAAAUCUUCCCAGGCGUCGUUUUUACUUUCACCUGGGCACCAAAUGAACAAAAAAGAAAUGACAGCUUUUAUAUGUGAAUGCUUGGAUGUAAAAAGGGAAAUAAUUCUGUUCUUUUUCAGCGUAAGUGAUACUCGGGUGAUGUUAAACCUUUCUACGGCAACAUUACCAAUGCUAGCUAACCAACUCCGAUAACCGCUUGUCCCGAGCAGGGUCGCGACAAGCCGGCACCUAUCCCGGA
Molecule: messenger RNA, 4783 nt
Organism: Scleropages formosus (Asian bonytongue)
Lineage: Eukaryota; Metazoa; Chordata; Actinopteri; Osteoglossiformes; Osteoglossidae
Gene: ankfn1b
Product: ankyrin repeat and fibronectin type III domain containing 1b
Exons: 24
Coding region: 364-4323 (1319 amino acids)
Biological process (GO): signal transduction; establishment of mitotic spindle orientation; regulation of establishment of bipolar cell polarity
Cellular component (GO): spindle
Molecular function (GO): protein binding
Source: RefSeq, a predicted model, not a curated record